AUUGCUGCCAAGCUAGGCAAGAAAUGUAGUGGUGACAGGAAACACACCAUGGCGGGUUAGGAGAGAUGGAUCCAGUUUCAAUAUAAAAGCUAGACGGUCUACUACAAGAUCCUCGCUAUUCCAACUCCUUUCUUAGGUAGAGAGUAACGCAUCGCCGACGUGGUAGGCUACCAAAAUGACUCGCCCACUCCUCUUCUUAGCAUCAGCUUUCGGCCUGACACUGGCGCAAAGUGGCAAUGUGAACCAAUCCGCACCCUUCAACCUUGUCCUAUCGAGCGACAAUAGUACACUUAACGGUCUCAAGCUCGCAGCUUGCCACGCGGGAGCCGCAGUCGAAGCUCUCUGCCUCGAUGAAUCUGUUCAAACGCCAGAAUUCCAAACCUUUUUCUUCAACAGUUCGGCCGAAGCCCCUUCGGAUCCAAACUACCUACAAUCCGGUUAUGUGACGUGGACAUUCACGGGUGGUACGCCGCCCUUCACAUCCAAUACGGCUCUGGCAUUCCUUUAUAAUGAGGGAUCCAACCUCGCCUUCCCUCUUAUUUGGCCUUCCGACACCAUUGCUCAGUCCGUCUCGUUUACUGAGGAUGACCUCCUUGCUGUGGGAACCAAUGUCAAUGAUGCGAUUUCGCCCCCUGGGCCGUUCCCGAACUCCGUCGAGUACUUAACCGACCGCUGGGCUAUCUGCAAGACGUAUUGGCAGAGUUAUGGAUACGUUGCGCUUCAAUAUGUCCUGGGCAACCAGAAGCCCCAGAACCCGAGUUGCCAACUGGUGACGGUCAAGAGGGUUUGGGUGUAGUCACAGGAUUCGAUGGGAGGACAUAGAUUUGAGAAAAAAGGAG
Messenger RNA from Hypoxylon trugodes, 839 nucleotides. RefSeq lists its product as uncharacterized. The record is from RefSeq and is a predicted model, not a curated record. The transcript has a single exon. Bases 176 to 796 code for a protein of 206 amino acids. NCBI's taxonomy places the organism in Eukaryota, Fungi, Ascomycota, Sordariomycetes, Xylariales, Hypoxylaceae.